AUGCCACAAUUUGAUACAGAAUUUCAGGAUUAUCUUCUUGAUUAUCCUUUCACCAAUAAUGAAUCACUAAACAACUUAGAAUAUUUAGGUGAUGAUUUUCAAUUAUGGGAUGAAUGCCCUCCUCUAUGUGAAGAAGAUGCAUGGAAACCUCUUAGCCAACUUCCUCCUUUGGUACCAUCACUUGCCUCAAUUAUCGAAAACUCGAAUCAACCUCGUUUCAAUGAUACUCAAUUUGUACUCACGGCUAGUGUGUACGACAAUCAAACUUUGGACACAAUGCAAAAACAAGGUAACAAAUUAGUGAAAAAUGAGAAUAUUAUUGUUGGUGAAGAUAGUUGUGAUCAAAAUGAUGAAAUUAGGAAAAAUAAAAUGACAAAGAUCGAAUCGAUUGGGUACGAAGAAAUAAGGAAGUAUUUUGAUUUGCCAAUUAGUAAGGCAGCUAAAGAGUUGAAUGUAGGGUUAACAGUAUUGAAGAAGAGGUGUAGAGAGUUAAAUAUUAAAAGAUGGCCUCAUAGGAAAAUCAAAAGCUUGGAAGCUCUCAUCAAUAGUGUCAAGGAGCAAGGCAUGGUGAAAAUGGUGGAGCGUUUAGAGGAGGACAAGAGGAAACUUCAAUUUAUGGCCGAAUUUGAAUUAACGGAGGAAACAAAGAGGCUAAGGCAACAAUGUUUCAAGGCCAAUUACAAGAAAAGGAGGGCCUUAGCUUUAAACUAUGUUUGA
This is a messenger RNA of Chenopodium quinoa (quinoa), 717 nucleotides long. Its product is annotated as protein RKD4-like. Bases 1 to 717 code for a protein of 238 amino acids. The record is from RefSeq and is a predicted model, not a curated record. Gene Ontology annotation, molecular function: DNA-binding transcription factor activity. NCBI's taxonomy places the organism in Eukaryota, Viridiplantae, Streptophyta, Magnoliopsida, Caryophyllales, Amaranthaceae. The transcript has 2 exons.